AUGAGAGUAGUGGACAUGAUGAUGAAGAUGAUGAUAGUGGUGACGAAGAUGAUCGUGAUGAUGAGAAUAGUAAAUAAUAGUGAUGAUGGUGAUGAUGAUGGUGGUGAUGAUGGUGGUGAUGAUGGUGGUGAUGAUGGUGGUGAUGAUGGUGGUGGUGAUGAUGGUGAUGAUGAUGGUGAUGAUGAUGGUGGUGAUGAUGGUGAUGAUGAUGGUGGUGAUGAUGGUGGUGAUGAUGGUGGUGGUGAUGGUGGUGAUGAUGGUGGUGAUGAUGGUGGUGAUGAUGAUAGUGCUGAUGAUAUGAUCGUGAUGACGAGAAUAGUGAUGAUGAUGGCCUGGUGGUGAUGAUGGUGGUGAUGAUGGUGGUGAUGAUGAUGGUGAUGAUGGUGAUGAUGGCGAUGAUAGUGAUGACGAUGGUGGUGAUGGAGAUGAUGGUGAUGACGAUGAUGGUGAUGAUGAUAGUGCUGAUGAUAUGAUCGUGAUGACGAGAAUAGUGAUGAUGAUGGCCUGGUGGUGAUGAUGGCGAUUAUAGUGAUGAUGAUGGUGAUGAAAGGGGUGGUCAUGAAGAUGAUGGUGGUUGUGAUGAUGAUGGUGAUGAUAGUGCUGAUGAAGAAGAUCGUGAUGAUGAGAAUAGUGAUAAUAGUGAUGAUGGUGAUGAUGAUGAGGGCGAUGAUAGUGAUGAUAAUGAUGGUGGUUGUGACGAUGAUGGUAAUUGA
Molecule: messenger RNA, 713 nt
Organism: Paramuricea clavata
Lineage: Eukaryota; Metazoa; Cnidaria; Anthozoa; Malacalcyonacea; Plexauridae
Source: the annotation of a GenBank genome assembly